Molecule: messenger RNA, 1178 nt
Organism: Balaenoptera ricei (Rice's whale)
Lineage: Eukaryota; Metazoa; Chordata; Mammalia; Artiodactyla; Balaenopteridae
Gene: MSRB1
Product: methionine sulfoxide reductase B1
Exons: 3
Coding region: 87-389 (100 amino acids)
Molecular function (GO): peptide-methionine (R)-S-oxide reductase activity
Source: RefSeq, a predicted model, not a curated record
CGGGAGGCGGGCACAAGCACCAGGUCGUAGGCCUGUGGCCUCGGAUCUGUCGGAGGCGGCGAUCGUGCAGCGGUCUCGCCGGCGCCAUGUCGUUCUGCAGCUUCUUCGGGGGCGAGGUUUUCCAGAACCACUUUGAGCCGGGCAUCUACGUGUGUGCCCAAUGUGGCUAUGAGCUGUUUUCCAGCCGCUCAAAGUACGCACACUCAUCCCCAUGGCCGGCCUUCACCGAGACCAUCCAUGCUGACAGUGUGGCCAAGCGUCCAGAGCACAAUCAGCCUGGAGCCUUAAAGGCAAAGAAACUUCUGCCUCCCAGGGACAGUAGGUGGGCAGCCCACACCCAUCCCAGAUGGACGCUGCUUCGUGGCCACACUCUGGACAUCCCACCUUAGAAGUGGAACCCCAGACAUUUGGACAGGGGAGCGGGGGGAGGGGGGUAGCUGAAACAUCAGGAAGGUUCCCGAGGCCUUGCCUCCGAACAGGCUAGGAGAAGGGAAAAGGCUGGGAAAAGGAGAAGGCUACACUUGGCUGCCAGGGAGGCCUGGAGGCCCCACUGUCGGCUCUCACAGGAGUCUCAGGGAGGGGGCUCUCUGCCUGGCUCGUCUUAGAGUGAUGGUGCAGCCCCCACCUUCUCUCCUCAGCCCACUGCCCCCUCCCUGCCUGUCUGGACUCACCCCCAUGAGGCCCAGUUCUGAGAUGGGCUCUGGCCCUCACUGAAGCUCUUGCCCGUCUCCAGCAGGCUGUGCUAGGAGAGAACGCAAACAGGGGCGGCCCCAAUUGGCUGCUCCAGCCCUGGUCACUCUAUGAUUCUCUCUGACUAAACCCUUCCAGGCAGCCAGAGUGGUGAUGAUCUGUGACCCGCUGGGGGAGCAGGCAGAGGGGACAGAUCUCUGGCCUCUCGGUUACGAAAGGAGAAAUCCCGAACCUUGUUGCACCAUCUAUGUGGAUGCUGCUUGCCCCACUCAGGCUUAGGAAAGCAGCUAUUGCUCCAUCACCUUGACUGUGCAAGGCUGGGGACCCCGGAGCUCACAGCCUACAGUACUGCUUCUGGGGACACAGUGACUGUGCCUCACUGCACAUGCUCUGAGGGUCCUGCCAUCAGGGAGGGUGGGCGAAGCCCCUUCCAUCUUGAAUCCUCUUUGGAGUAAUCAGGAGGAGAUCAAUAAACAAACAGAACCCAG